This is a messenger RNA of Zerene cesonia (dogface butterfly), 1787 nucleotides long. It is a transcript of the gene Pus10, whose product is annotated as putative tRNA pseudouridine synthase Pus10. Gene Ontology annotation, biological process: tRNA pseudouridine synthesis. Lineage: Eukaryota; Metazoa; Arthropoda; Insecta; Lepidoptera; Pieridae. Bases 67 to 1773 code for a protein of 568 amino acids. Gene Ontology annotation, molecular function: RNA binding; pseudouridine synthase activity. The transcript is spliced from 12 exons. The record is from RefSeq and is a predicted model, not a curated record.
UGAUUAUUGUUUGUAGUGUUUUAUAGAUUUUUAAAUUUCACGACUGUUAUUAAAAAGUAUUUCCAAAUGGAUAACAAACCUUUAUACAAGUUUUGUAAGGAACUUGGAUGUUGUGACGUGUGCUGUUUUCGAUUUAUGGGCUAUAAAAAGCCUAGUGUUUACAUUGAUGUUAAGAAAUGUGCCGAAAAGUAUCUAGAUGGCGAACAAAAUGAUGCAUUAAACUGUAGGAAUAGCUUAGAUGAGUCUAACUUAGAAGAUAAGUUAAAUGAAGUAUCAAACAAUAUGACUGCUGAGGAUAUGCAAACAGAUAUUCAAAUAAAUGAAUCAGAAGGUUGCGUCAAGGAAUAUUCCGUACAAAAUAAGAGGAAUUCUGUUACAUAUAAUUGUAAGGAAAGUCCAAUAUUGCCUCCCUGUAAAAAACGAAAGGUAGAUGUGUGCGUGAGCUGUCUUGGUGUGCUGCAGGAAGAUUAUUGGGAAGAUACCAUUAGCAGUAUCAAGGAAAUAUUUCAGAAAAAAAGAUAUGAAUGUGAAACGUACACCUGUGGCUUAUCUGCACCAAUAUCGACGAUACUCCGUGAGAGUAUAAUCGCAUUAAAAAUUAAAGACACGUUCCCGGAUUAUGACCCAAAUACAAUUACCCCGUUAAAAGAUGCAUGGAAGAUGACAUUCAGAGAGAGGGUAGCGGUCAAUAUAGAUAAGAUGUUCAAUAUGGACUCACCACUUCUCAUAACCGUGCAUUUAGAUUAUCCUGAUGAUUUACAGGAAUUGGAAAUUCUUAAAAGGGUGUCGUCGGAUCUAUUUAAAUCGCGCAGCAAACAGAAGAGACGCUUCCCCACUGAGUUCACAAGACAAUCCGUGGAGCAGGCGUUAGAGAACGCGACGCUGGCAACAUUGUCCGCAUGCGGCGCCAGCCUCGAAGCGCACGAGCAUGCGCAGUGCGUGAGCGUUGUGUGUGCGCACGCGCCGGCCUACUUGGCGGGGAGGUACAUAAAAUUAAGCAGAAACCUGCCGCAAUCGCCGUGGGUGUUGGACGGUAGGAGAGUCCUACCAACUUCGGUGCAGGAAAUUAUAUUCGGGCCUUUAGCUAAGUUAUUUAAUUUCUCGGAAACGGAAGUGGAAAGUCGGUUGAAAUUCAUCGCGGCGGGUCGGGAGGACGUCGACGUGCGGUGCCUCGGAGAGGGGAGGCCGUUCGCUAUCGAGAUAUCUGAUCCUUUGAGGCAAUUGAAGUUAGAGGAAUUGCAACUAGCGUGUGAGGAAGUUAGUAAAAGCGGCGAUGUGGUUGUUAAGUCGUUAACUUAUGUUAGCAGAGAUGAUUUAGCGCAGCUAAAGAAAGGGGAAGAGACGAAAUGCAAGACGUACGAGGCGCUGUGUGUUAAAUUAACUCACUCGAAGUUUGAUGAUGACGCGACAGGCGCCGUGAAAAUAACAGAGAAAGACAUAAACUUCAUAAACACGUAUCGCAACACGGAGCUGACCGACUGCGCCCGAGUGAAUAUAACCCAGAAGACGCCGAUACGCGUGCUGCAUCGCCGCCCGCUGCUGAACCGCUCCCGGCAAGUGUUGGAGCUGAGCGCCAGGCCUGUGCCCGAACACCCGCAUCUAUUUCUCCUGCACAUAGUGACGUCAGCGGGGACAUAUGUAAAGGAGUGGAUUCACGGGGAGUUGGCGAGGAGCAGGCCGUCUCUCUCGCACCUGUUGGCGGCGGAUAUAGACUUGCUCGCUCUAGACGUGACCAAAGUGCAUUUGGACUGGCCGCCGACACGUUGUGAAUAAAUUAUUUGAAAAUG